UGGAGCUUGCCUAGAAACCCGAAGUUGAAUUGCAUUGAAUUCUGUCGCUCAGAAAUGAGCGUUUGAUUUAGAAAAGUUUCCUCAACUGACCUCUCAAAGACAUAAUGUUGAAUAAAAUACAUGUUUAAUGUACUUUACCGUAAAUCUGAACGCACUAUCAGGGCUUUAAACAGUUGUAGCCCGAUUGCACUUUACUGUGGAUAUGUCUCACAUUCCUAUCGCCAAAUGGACCCAUUUUUUAUUUAACCAGGCAAGUCAGUUAAGAACACAUUCUUUAUUUACAAUGACGGCCUACACCGGCCAAACCCGGGCCAAUUGUGGCUUGUAGAGGUUGCGAGAGCAAACUUUCCUUCUUCAAACGCUCAUUUCUGCGCGACGAAUCUUCGAGUUUCCAGGUAGGUUAAGGGUGGGGCAUAAACUACUAUUAUCAAAUGCAGCUUUCGACUUUACACUUCCUGUUCCACUGUACGCUGGAUACGAACACAUCACACAAUGGCGACCAAUGAAUGGAAAAAAAGAUGCGAGACAGAGUGGAAUAUCAAAGGCAUUUCGAUGCCCGAUGGAGUGGAUUGGAAGUUCGUCUACGAAGCGAAGCCGUUCGGUCGAAAUUUGUUGAGAAAUCCUGCACCUCACGGUGUGAGUCAGGACUCCUCUCCUCCAGAGCGUGAACUGACAGAGUUUCCUCCAGAAGGACCUCCUCGCUCUGAACCAGAGGGUGACUAUACUGGCUGGACCACCAGCAGAGAGGACCUUGGUUAUGAUGCCAGCGGCGUACCACCAGGGGUCACCAUCUGUUACCUGCCUAACUACAGCUGGUUUACCUUGGAGCAAAGAGUGGACCUAAAGGCUGAGGGAGUAUGGGACGAGCUGUUGGAUAGUUUCCAACCUGACAUCGUCAUCAAAGACUGGUAUGAGGAGAGCCAACUGCACGAGUCCAUCUACCAGCUGCAGGUGAGGUUGCUGGGAACAGAUGGACAGACGGUCAUCUCCGAAUACGUCAUGAGCCCUACUGAGGAGCUUAGUGAAUACUCCCACAACUGGAAAGAGGUGUCCCAUGUGUUCUCAGACUACGGGCCUGGGGUGAGGUAUGUCCACUUCCUCCAUAGACUGAAGAACAAAUUCAUGGUGGAGUUCUUCCCCACCCUUGUCACAGGAAGUACUGUCCUUGUCAAGCCAAGCAAAUCCAGCCGAUAGAAAACCUUCUAAAGGACCACAAUGGACAAUUUGGAAGUGAUAUCCACAAUGGACCAUGUGUCCAAUGUCCAUAUUGUCAGUCAUUGGUAGUGGAAAUGUAGGUCAUAUUCUACAUUACAAAGCACUUUUGAAAAUAAAAUAAAGAAUCCAUCUUUAAUGAAAAA
Molecule: messenger RNA, 1358 nt
Organism: Oncorhynchus kisutch (coho salmon)
Lineage: Eukaryota; Metazoa; Chordata; Actinopteri; Salmoniformes; Salmonidae
Gene: nccrp1
Product: P1, F-box associated domain containing
Exons: 6
Coding region: 493-1194 (233 amino acids)
Biological process (GO): ERAD pathway; glycoprotein catabolic process; SCF-dependent proteasomal ubiquitin-dependent protein catabolic process
Cellular component (GO): cytoplasm; SCF ubiquitin ligase complex
Molecular function (GO): ubiquitin protein ligase activity
Source: RefSeq, a predicted model, not a curated record